This is a messenger RNA of Lolium rigidum, 1206 nucleotides long. RefSeq names its product eukaryotic initiation factor 4A-III homolog A-like. The record is from RefSeq and is a predicted model, not a curated record. The transcript has 6 exons. Gene Ontology annotation, cellular component: nucleolus; catalytic step 2 spliceosome. NCBI's taxonomy places the organism in Eukaryota, Viridiplantae, Streptophyta, Magnoliopsida, Poales, Poaceae. Gene Ontology annotation, molecular function: mRNA binding; RNA helicase activity; ATP binding. The coding region runs from base 22 to 1206 and encodes 394 amino acids.
CGAGGCUCUGGCGGUGGCGCCAUGGACAAGAACCCUGACCUUACGUUCGAGGCUUCGCCGGACGUCGAGGUAGUCAGGAGCUUUGAUCAGAUGGGCAUCCGCGACGACCUCCUCCGCGGCAUCUACGCCUACGGCCUCGAGAGUCCGUCCGCCGUCCAGAUGCGGGCCAUCCUCCCCAUCAUCAGCGGCCGUGACCUGAUCGCCCAGGCGCAGUCCGGCACCGGGAAGACCUCCAUGAUCUCGCUCGCCGUCUGCCAGGUCGUCGACACCACGGUUCGCGAGGUGCAGGCACUGAUAUUGUCGCCAACUCGAGAACUGGCUACACAGACAGAGAAAUUCAUGCAGGCUAUUGGCCAAUUCAUGAGCGUACAAGUCCAUGCUUGUGUUGGCGGCAACGCAAACAGUAUCGGUGAGGACAUUAGGAAGCUCGACCACGGGGUGCAUGCUGUGUCAGGAACGCCAGGCAGAGUCUGUGAUAUGAUCAAGAGAGGGUCCUUGCGUACAAGAUCAAUCAAGCUCCUAGUCUUGGACGAAGCGGACGAGAUGCUGAAUAAAGGGUUUAAGGAACAGAUAUAUGAUAUCUACAGACAUCUUCCCCCGGAGCUCCAGGUUGUCUUGGUCUCCGCAACUCUGCCCAAUAACAUUUUGGAGAUAACCAGCAAGUUUAUGACCGAUCCGGUCAGGAUCCUUGUAAAGCGUGAUGAGUUGACUUCAGAGGGCAUCAAACAAUUCUUUGUUGCUGUCGAAAAAGAGGAAUGGAAGUUCGAGACACUAUGUGAUCUCUACGACACGCUGACAAUCACCCAGGCCGUAAUUUUCUGCAACACUAAGAGGAAGGUCGAUUGGUUGACUGAAAGGAUGCGCACGAACAAUUUCACAGUAUCGGCUAUGCACGGUGACAUGCCUCAGAAGGAAAGGGACGCCAUUAUGGCCGACUUCAGGUGUGGCGCAACUCGCGUCCUAAUCACGACAGACAUGUGGGCGCGAGGGCUGGAUGUUCAGCAGGUCUCUCUCGUCGUAAAUUAUGAUAUCCCAAACAAUCGUGAGCUAUACAUCCACCGCAUUGGGCGAUCUGGACGUUUUGGGCGCAAGGGUGUGGUGAUCAAUUUUGUACGCAAGGAGGACAUCUGCUCAUUGAGAGAUAUUGAGCAAUUCUACAGCACGCAAAUUGAUGAGAUGCCAAUGAAUGUGGCGGAUCUGAUUUGA